CCACCAACCAUUCACACAAUCUAAAUUGAAAAAAAACUCGUCAUUUAUUCAUCAUCAACAAAAUGUCUGGGCGCGGCAAAGGAGGCAAGGGUUUGGGAAAGGGAGGAGCGAAACGACACCGUAAGGUGUUGAGAGAUAACAUUCAGGGGAUCACGAAGCCGGCCAUCCGUCGUCUGGCUCGUCGUGGUGGUGUCAAGCGUAUCAGCGGCCUCAUCUAUGAGGAGACUCGUGGCGUGCUCAAGAUCUUUUUGGAGAAUGUCAUCCGCGAUGCUGUCACCUACACCGAGCACGCUCGCCGGAAAACUGUCACCGCCAUGGAUGUUGUGUACGCUCUGAAGAGGCAGGGACGCACUCUUUAUGGCUUUGGCGGCUGAGAUCUUAGGAUUGGUUGUAAAUGACCUACUUGGUAGAAAUUAGGUAUUUUAGUGUUGUGUUUUUUGGAAUUUGCUAGGUUGUAGCUUGAUCGUUACUAUCGUCUAUUAUGAUCCAUCUCAGAUCUUAUCCUUUGCUGAGUUUAAAUUGAAAUGAAUGCUUCAAGUUUCUCUCA
Molecule: messenger RNA, 547 nt
Organism: Salvia miltiorrhiza (redroot sage)
Lineage: Eukaryota; Viridiplantae; Streptophyta; Magnoliopsida; Lamiales; Lamiaceae
Product: histone H4
Exons: 1
Coding region: 63-374 (103 amino acids)
Biological process (GO): nucleosome assembly
Cellular component (GO): nucleosome
Molecular function (GO): structural constituent of chromatin; DNA binding; protein heterodimerization activity
Source: RefSeq, a predicted model, not a curated record